AUCUUACGAGUCAAGUCAUUAAUAAACACUGAAAUUUGGUAGCAGCAGUGCAUUGUGGAAGGCAGGAAACUAUAGUAAAUUAAAAAAAAAUGUAUUGGGACUGGAAAUUUAGCAAUUUGGUUUCUCUGCUAUUUCUGGGAUUUGCGUUGUUUCUGUAUUUUCAAUUUCACACAUACCCAUCACCAUCUUCUCCGCUUCAUAUUGAUAACAUGGCUGAAGACGCCUCCCCAGAAUCCAUUUACGACUUCAGUGUCAAGGACAUUCGUGGAAAUGAUGUAAGUUUAAGUGAAUACAAAGGGAAAGUCGUUCUUAUAGUGAAUGUUGCUUCAAAAUGUGGUUUAACCCAAUCAACCUAUAAGGAACUCAAUGUUUUGUAUGAAAAAUACAAAAACCAAGGAUUUGAGAUUUUAGCAUUUCCUUGCAACCAGUUUGGGGGGCAAGAACCAGGAACCAAUGAACAAAUUCAGGAAGCUACAUGCUCAAUGUUCAAAGCAGAAUUUCCAAUUUUUGACAAGGUCGAGGUAAAUGGAAAGAAUGCUGCACCUCUAUACAGAUUUCUAAAAUCAGAAAAAGGCGGAUACUUUGGAGAUGCAAUCAAGUGGAACUUCACAAAGUUUUUGGUAAAUAAAGAAGGCAAAGUUGUGGAGAGAUAUGCUCCAACCACAUCACCCCUCAAUAUCGAGAAGGACAUACGGGACCUACUCGGAUCUUCUUAAUUGUCAAGGGAACCUGAGGAUCAAGAUCCGACUGAUGUUAUUGCAGAGAAGUUGCGUUCCCAGUAUAAGCGGUGUGCCCAUCAAGGGUUGAUCCAAGCCAUUUUUUAUUCAUUAUAGUAGGUGUUUUGCUUAUUUUAGUUCUAGGGAAUAAAAAGGUAAUGUGGUAGGCAUUUAUAUUGAUUUUGUUAAGACGUAUUUGGGAUCAUUUGUAUAAGGUGUAUCUUUGGAAGCUUACGAACUUGGAUCUGGUGUUUGGUUUAUUUUUUAGACGUUUUGAUGCUUAUAUGACUAGCUGAAUGAAUCA
Molecule: messenger RNA, 1020 nt
Organism: Gossypium raimondii (Peruvian cotton)
Lineage: Eukaryota; Viridiplantae; Streptophyta; Magnoliopsida; Malvales; Malvaceae
Product: probable glutathione peroxidase 2
Exons: 8
Coding region: 90-716 (208 amino acids)
Biological process (GO): response to oxidative stress
Cellular component (GO): cytosol
Molecular function (GO): glutathione peroxidase activity
Source: RefSeq, a predicted model, not a curated record